AUGCCACCCCUUCCCCUCGAUAUGGCUUCAACGCUGGUCCCCGAGAUCAUAAUCCAAAUCUUGAAUCACUUCGAGACUGUGGAAGAAGUUGUGGUCUGCGCUUCAGCAUGCAGGCGGUUGCAUGGUGUGUGGCUAUGCCAUGCUCCUCAGGUAAUAUGGACUAUUGCGCAGAGGCAAAUCCUGGCAUUCAACGAUGCCUUGAUGGCGGUUCGCGCAACAAAAAUCGUGCUUGAAAGCUUUGAGAAAGAAGAAUUACCCCCAGACCCGUUCCCCCUUUCUACUUUGAGUGGUGCCGUUCGCAAACCGUCGAUCAGCGAAUUCCAACAGGUGCGCGACUUUGAGCAUCUGGCCAAAUGUGCCGAACAGAUCUUUGUCGAAGAAGGGCGAGGCUUGAAGGAUGAAAUACGAAAUGACCAGCCGGACGGCGCUACACUGUGGGUUCGAUGGAGAGAGCGAUUCCACAGUUCUAUCUACCGCGUCCUCCUGGCGGGCGCCAUUCUCUCUCGUGCAUACCAGGAACCGAUGUAUUUUGCGGCAGAGUGGGGACUACCGAAUUUUCUGGAGAAGUACGUGGAGGCAUUGGCAUCUGGUGGCAUGUCGGGCGAGCCUGUGGGUGGAGACGAGCUCGAUUAUCUCGUGACCUUUGCCCCCUACAAUCUUGGAGAGAGUGGACGCAUUCAUGGGAGCUUCAGGGCUCUUGGAGAGUUUUUUGUUCAGCAAGGCAAGACGCGCGCGCACCAGUCUAACCUUCACGAGCAAACCACCGCGAUCCUUCCCCCUUUCGCAGCGCCGCAAGCCCUUAGUCGCUCGGAGGCGGCUGUUGUGUUCGUCGAACUGGGUCAGCUGUUUUUUGCCUUGGAGGUUUUGACGGGCAUUCAGGACAGGCAACCAAUCAUUGUCAAUGGGGACGGCUCCGAUGAACAUGGGAGAACUAGAAUUGCCCCGGAUCUUCUCUACAAGCCUGCCAGAACGACUCCUGUUGUGCUAUUUGGGACCUUCUUUCCGGAGUAUAUCGCGAUGGGCGUGGACAUCGACGCGGAGACGCUUGUGUCGCUGGCGGAACAACCGAAUCUCGUGGGGUGCAAGCUUACCUGUAACGAUAUGGGAAAGCUGAACCGGCUUGUUGCGGCUGUGAGGCCUGCAACGGCUGCAGAGCGGGGUUCGGGGUUUAUGUGCUUUGGGGGCUCGGCGGAUGCAACACUGCAGACGUUGGUGGGUGGUGGGUCGGGAGUAGUUGCGGGAUUGGCGAACAUUGCGCCUAAGGCGUGUGUGAGACUGGUUGAGCUGUAUCAUUUGGGGGAGAUGGAGGAAGCGAGGAGGCUGCAGGGGGUGGUUGCGAGGGCGGAUCGAGUGGCUAACCAGGGCGGGGUCGGUGCUGUCAAGAGUGCAUUGAGAGUAUGGUUUGGUUACGGAGGAUAUGCCCGGAGGCCAUUGCGGGGGACAGAAGAGGAGGAAAAGAGAGAGAGUGGUGCAGAGGGGCUAAAGGAGGUGGUGGAGUUGGAGAAGCGACUGUAG
Molecule: messenger RNA, 1515 nt
Organism: Aspergillus fumigatus Af293
Lineage: Eukaryota; Fungi; Ascomycota; Eurotiomycetes; Eurotiales; Aspergillaceae
Product: dihydrodipicolinate synthetase family protein
Molecular function (GO): 4-hydroxy-tetrahydrodipicolinate synthase activity
Source: RefSeq, a predicted model, not a curated record